This is a messenger RNA of Malaya genurostris, 1347 nucleotides long. RefSeq names its product 26S proteasome regulatory subunit 10B (gene Rpt4). Gene Ontology annotation, biological process: positive regulation of RNA polymerase II transcription preinitiation complex assembly. Gene Ontology annotation, cellular component: cytosolic proteasome complex; proteasome regulatory particle, base subcomplex. Bases 99 to 1280 code for a protein of 393 amino acids. NCBI's taxonomy places the organism in Eukaryota, Metazoa, Arthropoda, Insecta, Diptera, Culicidae. The transcript is spliced from 3 exons. Gene Ontology annotation, molecular function: ATP hydrolysis activity; proteasome-activating activity; ATP binding. The record is from RefSeq and is a predicted model, not a curated record.
GAAAAAUGACCUGGCAACGCUGAUUGAUACAGUCCAAUUUGUGCUGUUGAGUAUAAAGUUAAUGAUAAAUCAUUCAAUUUUCAUUUUAUUAAAGGAAAAUGGCAUCGACUGUAGAAUCUGCUCGCGAGAAAGCAUUACAAGAAUACCGUAAAAAAUUAUUAGAGCAUAAGGAAGUGGAAUCCAGAUUAAAAGAAUUGAGAGAAUCAUUAAAAGAGUUAACGAAGCAAUUCGAUAAAUCGGAAAAUGAUUUGAAGGCUCUUCAAAGUGUUGGUCAAAUUGUAGGCGAGGUUUUGAAACAACUGACCGAAGAUAAAUUUAUUGUGAAAGCCACUAAUGGUCCUCGUUAUGUCGUAGGAUGUCGUCGACAAUUGGAUAAAACUAAACUAAAAUCUGGAACUCGUGUUGCAUUGGACAUGACAACUUUAACGAUAAUGAGAUAUCUACCACGUGAAGUAGAUCCUCUUGUUUAUAAUAUGUCUCAUGAAGAUCCAGGCGAGGUCACAUAUUCUGCAAUUGGUGGUUUAUCAGAACAAAUUCGAGAACUGCGAGAAGUAAUAGAACUUCCUUUACUUAAUCCUGAAUUAUUUUUACGUGUGGGCAUCACUCCGCCAAAAGGAUGCUUACUUUAUGGGCCACCCGGAACUGGGAAAACCCUUCUGGCACGAGCCGUGGCUUCACAAUUGGAUGCCAACUUUUUAAAAGUAGUAUCAUCUGCCAUCGUAGAUAAGUAUAUUGGAGAAUCUGCUCGUUUGAUACGAGAAAUGUUCAAUUACGCUCGAGAUCAUCAACCAUGCAUCAUUUUUAUGGACGAGAUUGAUGCUAUUGGUGGAAGACGUUUCUCUGAGGGUACUUCAGCUGAUCGAGAGAUCCAACGCACAUUAAUGGAACUACUUAAUCAAAUGGAUGGAUUUGACUCUCUCGGUCAGGUCAAGAUGAUUAUGGCCACUAACAGACCCGAUACAUUAGAUCCAGCUCUAUUGCGACCAGGUCGUUUAGAUAGAAAAAUAGAAAUUCCUCUACCCAAUGAACAAGCCAGAUUGGAGAUUUUGAAAAUUCAUGCUGCACCGAUAGCAAAACACGGGGACAUCGACUAUGAAGCUGUAGUCAAACUUUCUGAUAACUUCAACGGAGCUGAUUUGCGUAAUGUUUGCACAGAAGCUGGACUAUUCGCGAUACGGGCCGAACGGGAGUAUGUAAUUCAGGAGGAUUUCAUGAAAGCUGUUCGCAAGGUAGCCGAUAACAAACGCUUGGAGAGCAAGUUGGAUUACAAGCCAGUGUGAAUAACUUCUGCAGAAAUGAAAAUGUUUGAUUAUAUUUCUGCAAUACUAAUAAAAUUAUCUUAAUCAA